Messenger RNA from Pomacea canaliculata, 3013 nucleotides. RefSeq lists its product as uncharacterized. Bases 273 to 836 code for a protein of 187 amino acids. NCBI's taxonomy places the organism in Eukaryota, Metazoa, Mollusca, Gastropoda, Architaenioglossa, Ampullariidae. The record is from RefSeq and is a predicted model, not a curated record. The transcript is spliced from 8 exons.
CAGCUCACAAGUUUCUUCCAGAAUGUGAAGGGGAUUUCUUGGCAUAGAAUUAGUGUUGAAGUCUUCAAGCAGGAGAAAGCGUGACAUCAGUCCUCCAGGAACCACUUUCACAUCUAAGGUCAUACUUGGGGCUGAAAACGUUACAAAUUCCAACGACACGGUAAACCAGCUCAACAACACGAUGGAUAACAUAAGCACUACACUCGCCUCCCAGAUAGACGUGCCCCCGACCUACAAUCAAGGGCUUGAAGCACUGCGGAUGUCGAUACAAGAUGCUUGCAAGGCAGUGGGGCAGGUUUGUGAUGACUUCCAGGUUUGCCAGGACAACACGUGUUUUCACAAGUGCGAGUUCGCUGGGUGCGGAGACCACGGGACAGUGCAAGCUUGUGACCAACGGCUCUGAAAUACAAACAACUUGCGAGUGUGUUCCGGACGAUGCUUUCUACUACCGCGGGGAGAAGUGUGAUGAUAAAUUUCUGAAGGAGAGGUGGAUCGGGGCCAUCGCAGGGGCCGUAGGUGGGGUGUUGCUGCUGCUCCUGGUGGUGAUGGCUUUCUGUCUGUGCCGCCGCCGUAACAAGAUGGACAGUUCGUAUGAUACAACUUCGGAAGGCGGCGGGGCCUUCAUGCCAAUCAGAUACUUCAGCAACUACAAAAACGCGGCCUUUGAGGGUGAAAGGUUGGAGUCUGUCAACACAAAUGAAAAUCCCUAUUCCCAUUACGACUUCCCAUCGCCGAAUACGUCUGGAACUCCUUGGAUCCCUGGGGAUCCCAUAACAUCAACCACUAAUUUUGUCAUCAAAAGACCAACAUUUUCACUACAAGGCGCGGGAAACUAAAGGAGUGAGUGUGAUUCACAGCUGGUUUUUCUCAAUCGUCUCCAUGUAUCGAUGAAGGGGCUGAGUGUAUUGCCUUUCAUCCUGGAGUGUAUUGAUACAAGGUAUUGUUCUUCGAGAUGCCUUAUUAAAAGAUCUCAUUUGAUUCCUCUUCAUCUCUGUGGGGUAUUUAUGCAAGAGUUGGUUCAACUCAAAAGGAGUUUGAGUCUUCAUCCUGUCCAUCAGAAAGAGGAACUAAAGAUGGUUUGCACAGAGCAGCUCUGAGAAGUAAGUGAUACCAAGUGCUACAUCGUAUUCCACAUACACAGGUCUUCUUGCAAACCAUUCUUCUACACUCAUUGAACAUUAUUUUGUCGAAAGGUGAAGUGCUGAGUUGAAAAUUUUCCGACAACUUUCGAAAUCAUUUUUAUUUUUGAGAUUUCUACAAUUGGCUGAACUUUCUCAUGAGGAUCGUGAUGUUCGAGCAAUCCUGUCUCCAUAACCCUCAAUCCACAGCUGAAAUAUUUGGAGAGAGUGGUUGGACUGUGGAGUUUCUUCGAGAGAGACAAAAGCUGCCUUCAAGAUGACUGGACCUGUCUCCUCUUAAAGGAGACUGCAGCACGAGACCUUACUGCCCUUAAAGGAGACUGCAACACGAGACCUUACUGCCUUAAAUGAGACUGCAACACGGACGUUUGCUUUUCAUUAUUAGUGAUGAAAAUAUCUCUGGAUGAAGUGAGGCAUUUCCCAGUCAUUUGUUUCAGAGUGCCUUACACGUGUAAAUCUGCUCUGUCUUUCAUUGCUGAAGGCUGCAAAUAUUUUUGCAAUGUGUACAGACAUUUCACCUCUGCCUUAUCCAUGCCAUCAAGCAACGCUGAUUUACUGGAUGAUAAAUGUUUCAGCAUUAUUCCUUAACCUAAAGCUGCGAGAGCUUGGGUCUUUUUUAAAUAUAUUUCCUAAAAACUAUGUAGAGGGAUGUAUCGCUUGUUUAAUUCCAGGCCUAACAUUACUGAAAAACUGUGUAAUAUUGUAUGUGAUAUGUAUGGAUAUAUAUAUGGAUAGAUGAUGGACUAAUAAUAAAAGGAUCAAUGGCAAUCAUUUGCUCACAUGGUCAAAGAUGUCCAGCGAACAAAUUCAACAUGGACAAUCAUUCCUUCUGUCUACAAUCAUGGAUAUAAUUUUGACUCUCUUGUGACGAGUUGAAGUGAAAUGUGUUUUGUUGUUCACAAGUGCAGCUUUUCUUGGCGGUUAUGAAGGCUGUCAAAAGUUAAUUUAAUUUUAUGGUCUUCAAAAUGAAUUUAUGAUGAACAUUUUAAUAAUGUAAAGAAACACUUUAAUGAAUGAUCCAAGGCAGUUGUUUGUUCUCGUCAGACUUUUAUGAAGUGCUUUUGUCUUUAAUAGUUUAAAUGGUCUUCCAGAUGAACUGUUGAUUGAAGCUUUAAAAUGAGGUAUUUGUGUUGUUACCCAUGAAGUCGCGAGCUUUUCGUAAAGAUUUAUUUCCAAAGAAAGAAAACUACUUUUUUAAAAUAAUAUAAUUGGUAUUAACAAAUACUACUACUAUGACAUGGUUGAACUUUUUUGUGUGGCUGAAAUAAUGAAAUGCAUGAUUCUAAGUCAUUUGUGUAGUCGUUAGCUCACUAUCUCUCUCACUCUGCACACACACACACGCAAAAGAGAGAGAGAGAGAGAUUUUAAAGAAUGAAUGGAAUGCAGUUUACACACUGCCUGGUCCUCAAAGACCAAAUUUACCCGAUGAAGAAGCCCACGACCAUCAUUUCCACAUUUCCCUGGUGUGUAAGUAUUCUUUCUCCUGUAAAAUCCAAAGAGCAUUUUUUGCAAUGUUUUCGUGAAGAUUUCCAUGUUUGCUAGACCCUCAAUGGUCUCCAUGCAGGACCAUGGACCACAAGGCAAUGAUGUCGACUUUUCAUUUGAUUAGAAGCCUACCGCGGGCGGUCGAGUUUCUAAUGUCAAUAUUUUUAUGCCACUUAUCUUCCUUCAGGUCAAUCUGGUUUGUAUAGUCAGACACUAUAUGUUAAUAUAUAUAUAUGGUUGCUGCCCUAUGUCAUAGGACACAGGACUAAAAUUUGUGUACCUUUGUACGGAAAGACAGAAUUAAGUGCAGCUGACAUAAAUUAAUAUAAAAUAAAUUUUAUUACUCUUAACUUGCGUAUAGAAAAAAUAAAAUAUAUUUAUAAAUUAUC